This is a messenger RNA of Colletotrichum karsti, 2163 nucleotides long. Its product is annotated as ubiquitin ribosomal fusion protein. Gene Ontology annotation, molecular function: structural constituent of ribosome; translation elongation factor activity; RNA binding. NCBI's taxonomy places the organism in Eukaryota, Fungi, Ascomycota, Sordariomycetes, Glomerellales, Glomerellaceae. The transcript has 12 exons. Gene Ontology annotation, cellular component: ribosome. The coding region runs from base 1 to 2163 and encodes 720 amino acids. Gene Ontology annotation, biological process: positive regulation of translational elongation; positive regulation of translational termination; translation. The record is from RefSeq and is a predicted model, not a curated record.
AUGCAGUGCUCUGCACUGAGGAAGAACGGCCACGUCGUCAUCAAGGGCCGCCCUUGCAAGAUUAUCGACAUGUCUACCUCCAAGACUGGCAAGCACGGUCACGCCAAGGUUCACUUGGUCGCCACCGACAUUUUCACCGGCAAGAAGCUUGAGGAUCUCUCCCCCUCUACCCACAACAUGGACGUCCCCCACGUCAGGCGCAAAGAGUACCAGCUCCUUGACAUCUCCGACGAUGGCUUCCUCAGCCUCAUGGGAGAUGAGGGUAUCAAGGACGAUGUUCGCGUUCCUGAGGGCGAGAUUGGUGAGAAGAUCAACAAGCUCUUCAAGGUUGAUGAGAAGGACACCCUCGUGACCAUCCAGACUGCCAUGGGUGAGGAGGCCGCUAUUGAGGCCAAGGAGGGCUACGUUGAGUUCGAUCUUGGCGACGAAGAUUUUGGUCAGAAGGGAAAGAUUUCUCGCCAAGAGAAGCAGGUUAAAGAGCGCGUUAGACGAGUGCUCACCGGCCAGUCAGCAAGAGACCUCUAUCUCGAAUGCCUCCAGCUCAUCCUGAGGGAACAACUUUUGUGGCUGAUUACAGCCAAAGACCAUAAGGCAGAGCUGGAAACCGUGGUCCGCGAUUUGUGGGAUCUCAGAACGCGAGGCGCCGCGACUGCCAUCGAAAACGAUUCCGCCUCGGAGGCUGAGAUGUCACUCUUCAGCUCGCAGAUCGACCUCUCCCAGGAUGACCAACUCGUCAACCGGUUUAAGAGAUCGCAGAACUGGACACCUGAGAACGGUACGGUUAUGAGCCUUGCCCUCUCCUAUCACGUCAACUAUGGCAUGGUGUGCCCUCCCCUCAACGAUGUUCUUAUGACUUUGCAAUACGUCCGAGAAUUGGGACUGCCCAUUGAGACGAUGUCAAUCGCUCGGAGAAUCCCGCUCAUCGUCAAUCUUUCCUACGAGUUCCCCCUCGACAAGUCCCGGCUCCGACUUAUACACCAGCCUGAGAUCCUGCUCAUCGCCGUUCUUGUUCUGACAACUAUCCAUUGCUUUCCGUUUGAGAAUUCUUCACAGCCGCCAGAAGAUGAGAACUACUUCUCGGUACCGAACUUCAGCUGGGAGAAGUGGCAGCUUGUUAUGGCGCCAGCUCUCGCGCCCGAGCCGGCCCCCGCCGCAGAUUACCUGAACGUUACAGCCACACAAAUCACAUCAAUGGGGCCGCGAGAGCUGGAUGAAUACUUCGCACAGCUGUCACUGCUUACUGACGCACAACCCCAGGACACAAUGCUAGCUAGGUACUUCCCUGUGGAUGAACCUCUACCAAGGCGGCCAGCAUCUGAGGCUCCCGAUAAUGAGACGGACAGGAUGUUGCGCAAUGUCCAGGUCGAAGCUGCAUCGUUUAAUGAAGCCAAGAAUGAAACAGUACAGCGAGAUGGCAAGCCCGGCGUGAGGAAGCACUACUCGUACAAGUCAGAGGAAGACUUGCCCCCGGCGGGUCGGGACUUCUUCCAGCUCGCAGCGCGGCUUUCGGGGCUGUCAGCUCCGAUGUUGCUACGAGCAGUCAAUAUGCUAGAACAACACAUCAUGCUUUGGCAAAGGGAUCAAAGAAAGGCGGCCAACGAACGCCGCGGGCGAUCUGCCACGAGCAUGGAAGUUGAUGACGAGCCACCCGUACUCAUGUCGCCCGUUGAAGCAAUCGACAAGCUUGGCAUUAAACUUCUCAAGCGCAGGGCCCCACCGAUUAUUUGCCGCGAUCACCACUCCGUAACAACAGCCAGUUCGCGAAAGGUCGGCAAGAUGCAGAUUUUCGUGAAGACCCUGACGGGCAAGACCAUUACCCUUGAGGUCGAGUCCUCGGACACGAUUGACAAUGUCAAGUCCAAGAUCCAGGACAAGGAGGGCAUCCCCCCCGACCAGCAGCGCCUGAUCUUCGCCGGCAAGCAGCUUGAGGACGGCCGCACCCUCUCUGACUACAACAUCCAGAAGGAGUCCACUCUUCACCUGGUCCUCCGCCUCCGUGGUGGUAUCAUCGAGCCCUCGCUCAAGGCUCUGGCCUCCAAGUUCAACUGCGACAAGAUGAUCUGCCGCAAGUGCUACGCUCGUCUCCCUCCUCGUGCGACCAACUGCCGCAAGCGCAAGUGCGGUCACACCAACCAGCUCCGCCCCAAGAAGAAGCUCAAAUAG